UACCUUUGUUAUUUUUGCUACUAUUCUGCUACCAAAGUUUCUACGCUUUCCUGUGAUCGAGUUCUGAGUUACAUUCGAAACUUUCAACACUAAGUUCAAGGGACCGAAAUCAAGUAAUUUUAUGUUUUUGUAAUGUUGAUUUCAGUGGGGUGUUCUUCUCGCUUCUUCCUUUCUAGGUUUAGUAUUUUGGAGGAGGUUAGGGUUUUUUAAGGGUGCUAACUUCAUUCCUCCUCCCGACUUCGUGCAAAAAUCAAGGAGAUGUCUUCGGAGGAUAAAAUGAGUGAUGUAGUGGGUGAGGAUGUUAUGCCUUUGGCAUAUAUGGGUAUGGAUGAGGAGAGCAGUCCUUCCAGUUCGGGAAGGACAGGGGAAGGGGUGAGUGCGGAGGAGAGCGUGGGUGAGGGAGACGAUAUUCUCACUAAUAUCAUGGAGGUUGAUAAUGAACUGGGUGGGUGUUAUGAUCCGAAGAUGGGCAUAGUAUCAGAGGUAAGGGAGUAUAAGAGUGAGCUGGGUAGUAGGGGGAGUCUUAGGAACCUUUCCCGUAAUUGUAAUCUUCCUCCCCACGUGUUAAUAAGGCCUGCCGAGGUGAAUGAGAAAGCGUGCUCAACACCCCGUGACCAUUGGAUGCCAAUGUAUGUCCAUUACUUGGCAACAAGGCUUAGUGAGAGGGGGUGGUACUACUUCGGUCCUCAGACAUCCAGCAAGGGGAAUAGGAGUUUAUUCACCCCUGGACCGUCAUCCAUUAAAGGGUGGAAGGAAAAAUUCUUCUUUGUGGAUGACACCGAGUGGAGUAGGAGGGAGGCCGAAGUAGAGUACCUUUCAGCUUGGAAAGUUAAGAAAGCCAAGUUGAAUGAGUAUAAGUUAAAUGAGGAUGAGAAGGAAGAGGUGGAGAAGCUGGUGAGGGAGGAGGGAGAUUUAGUAGAUAUUUUGUACCUCACCAGCUCGGAGGCGAUAAAUGGUGCUGAGCUCUAUGGGCCGAGCUCAUUGAGCGAAGCUGAAAUGGAGAAAUUUUUUAGCUCUGCUGGGGGAGUGGCCAUCUUUAAGAAGCCAAGGAAGAAGUCAAGGACUUCAACUGCGGCAGGUAAGGGGGUGCCUAAGAAGCAGACAACCUCACGCACUUCGGUUCCGGCUUUGGAGGCUCCACCACGGUCGGAUCUUAAGAGGAAGGCCAGUGAGGAGACAAGUGAGGAAGUGCAGCCUCUGAAGAGGAAGAAGAAGGAUCUGCUAGAGGAUUUUGCUAAAGGAGAUGAGGUGGUGGAGUUCGUGCCUUGUCCUCCUCCUAGUAGCCUUUUUAACCCCAAGAACUCGACGGGGGCAAAAAGGUUCCUAAAAGCCACCCUCCCCGCCGUGGAUCAACGCCAGGCGAGAGAAGAGGUGAUGAGCCGAGGUGCGGGGAUAGUGGUCAAGCACGCCUUGGAGAGCGCAAGUUGGGUUAAUGCUCUGGCACACGAAUUUUCUGAAAGUGUGAAAGAGGGUAACAGCUUGCCGAGGCAGUGCGAGGAGCUUCAGAAGGAAAAGGAGGAGAGUGAAAGAGAUACCCUGAGCACCAGGCUUGUGUUCGAAGAGCAGAAGAGAAAGAUAUGUGAGUACACGAUUGAUGCUCAAGAGAAGGAGAUGAAAUGGAUGGAGGAAAGCAUGACCGACUUCAAGAAGAAGGUCGAGGUGAUGGUCCACAACUCAAUGGAACAGCACAUUGUUGGGUUCUUGAAGUCCCAUGCUUUCGAGGAGAUUGUGAAUCUGUACCGACUACCAACUGCCGUCCUUGCCUUCACCGAAUGUAGAAAAAAGCUAAAAGCGAAGUAUCCCGAGGUGGAUGUAACCUUAGUCACAUUCGGUGAGCAAGAGGAAGGAGUGGAAGAAGAUGGUGAGAGUUUAAACGCUGACUUCAAACCUGAAGUGGAGCUGAAAUGGGAACACACCAAGGACGGGUUGAUCAUUUUCCCACCGAAGUUCGAAGUCAAGUUUGUUGCAGUUGAAGAAGAAGAGGCAGAGGUAGAAGGUACAGAGGCAGCACCCCAUCCGGUGUCCUCAUCCGAAGUGCCGCCAGCUUUUGAAGAAGUAGAAGGGGCUCCUACUUCUAUAGCAGAUCCGCCGCCCCCUCCAACUGAAGAAGAGCCACUUCCUCCGCCUCCCCCUGCAAAGGAGCAACCGCCACUUCCAACGGAGUAGUUAUAGGAUUUUUUGUUUAUUUCACUAUUUUUUUUUUUUUUUGGUUUGCAUUUGUAGUGAACAAUUUUGUAAAUUUCAUUAAUUUAUAAAAUUUGGAAGUUAUUCAUGAUAUUUGUGCUUUAAUGUUUGAGUUUUGUUUGCACUUUAAUUUUUGAAGUAAUUCACUUCAGAUAAAGUGAACUUUAAUGAAUACAAGUAAUUGAC
This is a messenger RNA of Rubroshorea leprosula, 2370 nucleotides long. Lineage: Eukaryota; Viridiplantae; Streptophyta; Magnoliopsida; Malvales; Dipterocarpaceae. The record is from the annotation of a GenBank genome assembly.